Dacryopinax primogenitus is the source of this 1305-nucleotide messenger RNA. RefSeq lists its product as uncharacterized. Bases 1 to 1305 code for a protein of 434 amino acids. Gene Ontology annotation, molecular function: metal ion binding; pre-mRNA binding; U6 snRNA binding. Gene Ontology annotation, cellular component: U2-type catalytic step 2 spliceosome; U2-type catalytic step 1 spliceosome; Prp19 complex. The transcript is spliced from 3 exons. NCBI's taxonomy places the organism in Eukaryota, Fungi, Basidiomycota, Dacrymycetes, Dacrymycetales, Dacrymycetaceae. The record is from RefSeq and is a predicted model, not a curated record.
AUGUCCACUUCUCUCGUCGUACAAAACUUUGUUCAGCCCGUCGCAUACCCCGCCUUACAACCAGGGGAAGAUGCAGAAGCGCGUGCCCAAAUCAUCAUGCAGCGCGAGAAGCCGGCGAGGAAACAGGUCAAGCCUGGUCAGGUGGAGAAGAGCAUCCCUGAGCAGUCGGGGAAGGAGUACAACAUUUGGUAUAACAAGUGGGCUGGAGGGGACAGGGAGGACAACUACUCAAAUAAAACGAAGAGCCAAACACGCUGCCACAUCAAGCGCGAUUCCGGCUGGACACGGGGUGAUAUCACCGGCCAGCGCUACCUCUGUCUCUUCUUCUCACGUGGCUGUUGUCCCUACGGGUAUGAAUGCGCUUAUCUCCACCGGCUGCCUUCGGAAGACACUAGCAUUCCCGACCCGUCGCUCGACUGUUUUGCACGCAACAAGUUUGCGGAUUACAGAGAUGACAUGGGUGGUGUAGGAAGCUUCAAUAGGCAGAAUAGGACGCUGUAUAUCGGCAGGAUCAAAGAGACUGGUCCCGGAACGGAAACGGAGGAGAUCGUCAUUAGGCAUUUUAAGGAAUGGGGACAGAUCGAAAAGGUCCGCGUCCUCCAACACCGUUCCGUCGCAUUUGUGACCUAUGUCUCCGAGUUCAAUGCACAAUUUGCAAAAGAGGCAAUGGCCUGCCAAUCACUGGACAACGACGAGAUCCUCAACGUACGAUGGGCGACCGAGGACCCCAACCCGACAUCCAAAGUGCUCGAAAUCCAGCGGCUGGAGGACAUUGGACAGCGGGCAAUCGCAGAAAAGAUGGACGAUAGGGUCGUCGAGGCGGUGAGGGCGGUGAAGAUGCUGGAGGACGCUAGUCGGCCGGAGGGAGAACCAGAGGAGGCGGAGAACGAGGAGCUGAAAUACCUUUUGCCAGAGGAGAUACUGGCCGAUGAGAUGCAGGCGGAUAUGAACAGGCGAGAGGCGGAGAAACGAACUGCGGACGAACUUGAUGAGGAGGAUGAAGAUGAGCCACCGGCAAAACGAGCAAAGACAGUUUCUUCUGCACCGACUGUACCGUCUCAGGCACCCCCACAAGCAGUUUCAACAACAAAAGCAGUACCAGAAACCCGACCUCCUGAGCCCCCCGUUCUGCCAGCAGCCAAGGGCCUCCUUAGUGCUGAGACGAUGCAAGGCCUGAAAUACUUUGCAGAAAUCCGAGCACGACAGCAAGCUGAGGCUGGAUCUUCCAAACCGGCUGCAGCGCCGGCUAAGCCGGGACUUGGACUGGGGUUGGAGUACGGGAGCGACGACGACGACGACGAGUAG